CUUAAUAGUUUUCGAGCGAUGUGUUGCAAGUAUUAAUACAAGGAAGACCAUAAUAUUCAAAAAAUUUAUCGUUGGAAUAUUAUUGUCGUUAUGUUUCGUUCACGGUAAUUUAGAAUUCUUUUGUUCCCGAUCGAAGUCCGCUCUGUUGUGUUAAAAUUUAGCUAAUGAAUCCACUGUAAAGAUUAAAUGGAUCUUUUUGAAUGGAACGAUGAGUCGGCCUCGACUCCUUUUCCCUCAAGUUUCGAGGUCAAAGUUACGCACUAUAAUAUUCGAAACAGUGAUGUGAAUAAGGUGUGCAACUUUUACAGGUGUUCAGUGGUUUUGCGUUCGUGUGAAAAUUAAUACUCACAGAUUUUUUUAAUUAUCACUUUCGAGGCCACUAGCAAACACUCCUCGCAGAUCAACAGAACAAUUGACUCAUUGCAGUACGGCAACGUUAGAAGAGAUCCUGGAUAAUACAGACGGAAUAAAAAAGCGUACCGUUUCUGAAAAGAUCAUGAGUAUCUGUAAAACUGCCAUACGUUGGGUGCUCCUGUUGGAUAUUUUACUUGCCCUAUCAGUAAUCGUACUUCUGGCAGUGUUGGAAUUUGGAACUAUUCCGCAACAGCGAAUCGGCUUUUACUGCAAUGACCCGACAAUUUCGUUUAGGUUUCUGGGAGAUACAAUUUCUAUUACACUAUUGAUUAACGGUUGCCUCCUAACGCCAAUUAUUGUGAUGUGGCUAGCCGAAUAUGCGUGUCAUCCUGUUGAUAGCUAUAGUAUAGCUUCAGGAUACGCUGGUUCGAGAACGAAACAAGUGUGGCUGUGGUAUGGCCACUAUUUAGUUGGAAUAAUUACUUUGACGUUUAUAUGCGAUGUGAUGAAAACUCUAAUCGGCGAACCAAGGCCGCAUUUUUUGGAUACGUGUAAGCCACGCGAAGCAACCAAUUGCACCGACGAAUACGUAGAAGCAUAUACAUGCACGAAUACAAAUUAUACACACUGGUUUGUCUCAGACUCUAGUAAAUCGUUUCCGUCUGGGCAUUCUGCUCUUUCCAUGUAUGCAUCUGUUUUUAUAAUGUGGUACUUACAAAACCGUUUGCCAAAUCGGACAUUUCUUAUAAAACCGUGGCUACAAUGCGUAGUAUGUUUGUGGACUGUAGUAUGUUCACUGACCAGAAUCAGUGAUCACAGGCACCAUUGGUGGGAUGUACUCGCUGGCAUAAUUUUGGGCUUCGCCUUCAGUGUACUAACCGUUACAGUGUCAUGUCGUGCGUUUCGUUUGAAUCGGAUCGACACGCGCGUCUAUAGUGAGGGUAUAGAGAACGGGCAAAUGAAUUUCAACAGUAAAAAAUACCACAGCGUCAAGAAACUCCUGCACGAAACGACUGUUGACCUUCACGAAGGUCGUGAAUCGAAAAGUGCAUCGUCAAAUUGGAAAGAAUGACUAAUGCUGUGAAAUUUCGUGAUAGUCGAAAGCUCAAAAAACAAAUUUAAAGCCGCUCAAACGUUUAUUUUAUAAAUUUCUUCGACAAAACGAUGAAUUGUAUUUGCAUUAAACCAAUAAAUUUUAUUUAUUUACGUCAUCAACCCAAUAGAAAGGAUCGAACGAAAAAGAAUUUAAUUUCAAAGUUAAAAUGUAGAUGUUUAAAACCUUUCUUGAACUUUUAAAUCGUAAUGUUAGUUGCGCAUUAGUGAAAUGUAAUAAGUUUAAUAAAAAAAUUUUUUUUAAAUGUCGAAAAUCGUGGAUUAAUCGAAACGAAACGUAGCGAUAGAAUAGCUUUGUUUUUUGAGGCUUUUGAUUGUGAUUAAUACGCUUCUAACGAAGGGAUUACAGUUUGUUAGCGAUGGUAUUAAAAACCUUUAGUGAAAUGUAGAGGAUAAUAUUAAAACCCGAGAAAUGUAAACGUAUAAUAUUAAGAACCAUUUUUAUCCGAACGAGCAAAACUCUGUACGUAACAAUGAAGCGGUAUUUUUAAUUAAGCAAAAUUCAAUCCUACAGUUUUUCCAAACCAUAUUAAUUUAUAAUCUUAUAUAACAGGAUAGAAAUGUGCAGCAAGAUUGGUGAAGAAAAGGUCAAAUCUAGCCAUUUUCUUUUGUAUCGAUUGUAGUUUGAGCGUUUAGGCUAAUACCGGCGAUCUAUUGUAGAGUGAAAAAAAGAUCAGUUUUGUAAAAGAUCGCGAAUUUUGCAAGUAAGCAAUUAAUCGACACAAUCAGUAUUUCCCUUACUUAUAGUGCUACGUUCCCUGUAAUCCCGAGAUUGAUCUUUGUUAUUCCAUGAUAGGACGCUAUUUUUGAAAAUUGGCGCACCAUACAAAGAGUCUGCGAGCCGUUUCUUCCUUAAUUAUACGGAGAAGCAAGAGAAUAAUAAGUAGCACAUUAGUCCAUUUAAGUUAAUUAAGCAACUAAAUAAAUUCCAACAGUGCAUAGAACAUUAUUUUUGUUCCAGUAUCUUUAAUCUUAGUGUAAUUAGUUUAUUAGUUUCUUGAAUAAAUAAUUAAUUCAUUCGUUUAAAAAUAGGACGUAAGAAGCAGUCGAAUGAAAAAUUGUUCGUGAUUACUAGCGUCCCCCUUUUCGUAUUUCUAGAUUACUUACGAUUUAUAAUACAUUCCACAAUUAUUAUCCUUUACUUAAUUUAAUUACAACUGUCGUGCGAACAUGUAAAUUGUCGUUACGUUGAAUAUAAGGAAAACAAGAAAUGUAAAUAAUAUAAUCUAUUAUUUAAUGAAGUAAUAAUUGCAGAUAGUGAUCUAUUGCUGUAAAUAUAUAAUAAUUUUGAAAUGUUGUCUACAAAAAUAAAUUUCAGAUAAACUUUUUUUUGACACGCCUUGCAGAAAUACUUUCCAUUUUCUUUAGGCAGCAUUAGUUAAAUGAACUAGUA
Colletes gigas is the source of this 2860-nucleotide messenger RNA. RefSeq names its product phospholipid phosphatase 1-like. The transcript is spliced from 6 exons. Gene Ontology annotation, molecular function: phosphatidate phosphatase activity. NCBI's taxonomy places the organism in Eukaryota, Metazoa, Arthropoda, Insecta, Hymenoptera, Colletidae. The record is from RefSeq and is a predicted model, not a curated record. The coding region runs from base 497 to 1426 and encodes 309 amino acids. Gene Ontology annotation, biological process: phospholipid metabolic process; phospholipid dephosphorylation; signal transduction.